AUGUUGCUGCAAGGGAAAUUCUGGGUUGUAGUGCUAAUAAUUAUAGGAGUUGUUGGAGCAAAUCUCUAUUACUUUUUAUUUUAUUCUUCUGCUGGAGCUAAUCUGUACAGUAUUGAGGGUCUCCCGUAUCGAAUUCUUUUGGAUACAGAUGUUGAUACUGAUGAUUUGCUUGGUCUCUUGUACCUCUUGAAGCUAAAUAGAUCAGAGUUUAACGUGGAAGCAGUCACUAUCAGUGCAAAUGGAUGGUCUGAUGCUGGUCAUGCUGUGAAUCAAAUCUAUGACAUUCUUUACAUGAUGGACCGUGAUGAUAUUGCGGUUGGAGUUGGAGGCAAUGGUGGGAUACUUGAAGAUGGUACAAUACUGCCAAAUGUUGGAGGCUAUCUUCCUCUUAUUGAACAGGGAUAUACAACUGCAGGAUACUGUAGAUAUAGACAAGCUAAUCCUGUUGGUCGAGGAGGGCGUUUAGAUCUUGAUGCCAACUUUGGAAUCCGAAAAGCUUUCCUGCCACAGGGGAGAAGGAAUUAUAAUCCCCUUUGGCAACCAACUGCUCAGCAAGUGAUGAUUGACAGAAUAUCAGCAGGUCCCAUAACUGUACUUCUUAUUGGAACAUGUACAAAUUUUGCCAUUUUCCUUAUGAGUAAUCCACAUCUAAAGAAAAACAUCAAGCAUAUUUAUAUCAUGGGUGGUGGUGUGAGGACAAAGAACCCGACUGGUAAUUUGUUCACAGAUUAUACUAGUAAUCCUUAUGCAGAGUCCAAUAUGUUUGGUGAUCCCUUUGCUGCAUACCAGGUUUUUCAUUCUGGUAUUCCCAUCACCCUUAUUCCUCUGGAUGCAACAAACUCCAUCCCAAUAAGUAAGAAUUUCUUUAACACAUUUGAGCAGAGUCAGAAUACAUAUGAGGCACAAUACUGCUUCCAGUCAUUGAAAACAGCUCGUGAUGCAUCGCAGCUUGGCGACAAAUUUUAUACGAAAUUUUUUAUGUGGGAUUCCUUUGCAUCUGGUGUGGCAACUUCAAUCAUGAGUAAAUCAAACAAGCCAAAUGGGGAAAAUGAAUUUGCUGAAAUGGAGUAUAUGAAUAUAACUGUAGUUACUUCAAACAAACCUUAUGGGGUGAAUGAUGGCUCCAAUCUAUUCUUCGAGGGCCGUGACAUUCCAAGAUUCAAUUUAACAAAGGGUGGAGUGCAUAGUGGUCAUGUUCAGACUGGACUUAGAGAUCCAUUCUGCAUUGUGAAGAAUGGGAAGGGAAAAUGUCAGGAUGGUUAUACGGUAGAGGUAACUGGUCCAGAAGCAGUUCACAUGCUAGUCGCCACUUAUGCAAAACCUAAUCAGAACAAUGACAGCACACUAAACAGACAAUUUUAUCGAAGUUUCUUGGAUGUUAUAAACUGCCCGCAACAUACGGGGAGAUUUAAUUUUACAACAGAAUUUCCUUAUUACAAAGAAGUUCUUUACAAACCAGAUUUUGGAUCAAACAAACUUGGGAAACCUGUUCUUUUUGACAUGGACAUGAGUGCUGGAGAUUUUCUAACUCUGUUUUAUCUCCUUAAAGUACCUGUGGAAGUGGUCAACCUCAAGGCAAUAAUAGUAAGUCCAACCGGUUGGGCAAAUGCUGCAACAAUAGACAUCAUUUAUGAUUUACUUCAUAUGAUGGGUCGUGAUGACAUUCCAGUUGGUCUUGGAGAUAUAUUUGCAACGAACCAAUCUGAUGCAAUCUUCUCAAGUGUUGGAGACUGCAAAUACAUUAAGGCUAUCCCACAUGGGAGUGGUGGACUUAUUGACUCUGACACUCUCUAUGGUCUGGCGCGAGAUUUGCCACGAAGCCCUAGAAGGUACACACAAGAGAACUCUUCAAAGGAUGGAGCACCUCAGAAGCAGCCUCUAGCAUUGGAAGUUUGGAAGUCAGUAGUGAAAACACUUGAUCCAGGAUCUAAGAUUACCAUACUGACCAAUGGACCCCUUACUAAUCUAGCAAAGAUUAUUCUAUCAGAGAAAAAUACCACCUCUAUUUAUCAAGAUGUAUAUAUAGUAGGAGGACACAUCAGCCGUGGUGACUGGGACAAAGGAAAUGUCUUUACUAUUCACUCCAAUGAAUUUGCAGAAUUCAAUAUGUUUCUUGACCCUUUGGCUGCAAAGACAGUCUUUGAUUCGAACCUUAACAUCACCCUCAUCCCACUUGGAAUCCAGCGUAGAGUCAGUUCAUUACCAAGGAUCUUAGAAAAGUUGCAGGAGACAAAAAGGACACCUGAAGCUAAGUUCGCCAGCCGAUUACUGUCAAUGCUAUAUGGCUUGCAGCAAAGUCACGUUUUAUAUCAUCAUGUGGAUAUAUUCUCCCAGGAAAUCCUUGGUGCACUUGUACUUGCUGGUGAUCUGAAGCCAACCAUGCAAGUAAAACCUGUCAAAAUCUUAGCUGAAGGUGUUGAGUCCACAGAUGGACAAACUAUGAUUGAUGAAAAAGAUGGAAAACUAGUCAAAAUAUUGGAAGAUGUGAAUUAUACAGCUUAUUACGAUCUAUUUGCAAACAGGCUCAACGACCUGAAGCAGUCAGCUGUGAUAGGAAGUGUUGAUGAACAGAGAAGGCUGUGGAGUAUACAGCCCAAAUAACUUUCACAGAAUCAAGGCAAUUGUCUGACAGUAUGAAUUAACUUUUUCUUAUUGACAUGCAGCAUUUUCAGUUGUAUUGCUGCUGAUAUUCUUCACAGAGAAAUUUUAG
Messenger RNA from Quercus lobata, 2710 nucleotides. RefSeq lists its product as uncharacterized. Gene Ontology annotation, molecular function: hydrolase activity, hydrolyzing N-glycosyl compounds. NCBI's taxonomy places the organism in Eukaryota, Viridiplantae, Streptophyta, Magnoliopsida, Fagales, Fagaceae. The transcript has 12 exons. Bases 1 to 2601 code for a protein of 866 amino acids. The record is from RefSeq and is a predicted model, not a curated record.